Molecule: messenger RNA, 2758 nt
Organism: Schistosoma haematobium
Lineage: Eukaryota; Metazoa; Platyhelminthes; Trematoda; Strigeidida; Schistosomatidae
Product: Regulator of microtubule dynamics protein 1
Exons: 11
Coding region: 1197-1889 (230 amino acids)
Cellular component (GO): cytoplasm; spindle microtubule; mitotic spindle pole
Molecular function (GO): microtubule binding
Source: RefSeq, a predicted model, not a curated record
GACACAUUCACCCUUACAGGUGCUAUAGGCUUGACUAUGUAAGGUUACUCAUUCAGAAUGAUACGUUAUACGGUUGGAGAAGUCAGGCCAAAGUAUAAAGUUGAAUGGACCAAGGAUUGUAUAAACAAAGGUGAUUCGAAAGAGCCGAAAGUGUAGGGUCAUUUGUAUUUUUAAAAUGUAGUGAGAAAAAUAUUGUUUUUGAUGACGACUGGCUUAUUUUAAUCAAAAUUAGUGUGGCUCGUUUUCAUAUUCUAGACAAAUUAUUCAAAACGUUUUGGCGCCUUGACUGGAAGUCCCUACUGUAACAGUAUCGAAAAUCAUUACGUGUAACUUUAUUAAUGCAAGUUUGUUUUCCUUAUUGCAGGACAACAGAAAGUGAACGUAUUAGAAGAAGAAGAACAAAGCUUGCGCAAACUAAACCUGCUGGAUGAUGAGUAAAACUAUUUUGUAACAGACUUCUCUUUUUGUACAAAAACCGCGUAUUUCAAUUUCUAAUAUAUCUCUGUUGUGCUCGCACGCCGUGUUCUCACUUGAGUGGCAUCUGCCAGUCCUGACUGUUGUGUUGUGUUUCAGAUUGCUCCUGCCUGCAGGUAAACGCUAAGAGUACGUGCUACACUACAAUUAACCUUGCUUAUGAAUGGUAGGAGUGAGGCUACUGUGAAUAUUGUUUUUUUCACUUUUUGAUGCGUUAUGUUGAUGGCAAACAUAGAUCUGAAACUGAAGUUGAGGACUUCAGAACAAUCCACACUGAACCCUGCAGUUUGUUUAGUUCUUGCAUAUCACGAAAAAGUGAGUUUAGACUGAAGUGAGCAUAUGUGAGGUGAUAUCUGCCACAUCUCUUUGACCUAUCACUUCGUUGAAGGGAACAGUUGUCAUGAAAUAUAUAGAGAUCCGAAAUCUUUCUGGUAGUUCAUGCUUCGGAUAUCAUUAUAAGUGACAUUUGUUAAAGGGAAGCAGACAGGACUAUAUCUGUCUUCUUUAUUGCAGAUCUACUCAGCGUUGAUAUAACAUGUAUUAAACAAACGGCUUACUAUGUUCAAGAGGGUGAGUGUAUCUUGAUAUAUUGUACAACUCUAAUUUAUGCUAUUUUAUAAACUGUCAGACAAUCGCUUUAUUUCUGUUUCAGUAUUUCAGCGAAAAAUCUUUAGACUUGGGAGAGGUAAGACGUUCUUGGCCUCGAUAAGCGAAUUAGCGCUAUGGAUGGUGUAAUUGCAGAAUGGGAGAAGUUUGAAAAUUCUAAGAAAUAUGAAGAAGCAUACUCUGUAGUAUCCAAUGCAAUAAUUGAUAACAAGGAUCCUGAACUAUACUGGAGGAAGGCUCGUAGCUGCAGAAAUCUAGCUAACUCACUGGGUAAAAACGAUAAACAAGUGUAUAAAAAGUACAUCGAAGAAGGUCUUUCUGCUUGUGACGAAGGGCUCCGAAUAGAUCCAGAAAAUUCUAAGUGCAACUCCUGGUACGCAAUAUUUCUAAACUUAUCAUCAGAAAUUGAGGGAAUAAAUAAGCGGAUAGAAAAUUCUUUUAAGAUGAAGGACCAUUGGAUGAAAGCCAUAAAAGCAAAUCCUGACGACGUUGUUACAUUGCACGCUCUUGGGAGAUGGUGUUUCGAAGUUACAGAUCUCCCAUGGAUAAAGCGAAAGCUUUCCGCUACAUUUUUCGGUGAACCACCUACGUCUACCUACGAAGAAGCUCUUAACUAUCUCCUUGAUUCAGAAAAAAAGGCUCCUGGAACUAUCGUAAAAAAUUCUCUUUAUAUAGCAAAGACGUACCACAGGUUAAAGAAUUAUGAUCUGGCUAAGCAUUAUUGUCACAAAGUGUUAGAAUUUACGGGAGAUGACUUGGAUACUGAAGAGGCAAAGAAGGAGGCGUCUGAGCUGUUAAAGAAACUGUAGUGUUUUCUUAUCCCUUCAAUUAAUUGACAAGAUAUCGUAAUAGCUUAUAUUUUUCUUGACAUUUAGUUUUUAAAUCAAUUUUUAGUAUCAUUAUCUGUAAUGUAUGUUGGUGUUUUUGGCAAUAUUAUGGUAACACUUUCAUUCAUCCUUUCUGAAAUUUGUUAGCUGUUUUGGUGGUUGAAUUGAUUUGUAUUACUUAAACUAAUGUAGGUAACUCCAACUGAUGAGUCCCGAAUAGAACGAAGCGCGCUCCCUGAAUCCCAAUGAUGGCCACCAUCUAUUCCGGCUUAUAAUGUCUUAAUGAAGGUUUUGCUUGAUAUCCUAAUGCAAAUCAGUCUUGUGUGAUGUUAAAAAAAUCACUUGGUCUGCUUAUCUCGUAUAAUUAUUGCUAAUUAUUCUUGUUAGUACUCAAUUCCAUAAGAUAACGAUACAGUCGUCUAAACCGAUGUGAAUUUUUGGCUUAAACAUAUCCUACAAUCUGUAGGACGUUUGAUUUCUUCACUAAACCGUAUGUGGACGCCAGUAUAUGAAAUGAAAAUGCACAAAAUUCUUUACAUUUACUUAUGUGUUUCGAUUAAAGAGUUCACCAGCUUGCAAAAACAUGUGUGUCUCACUCACUGCCUUUUAUAUUAACUCAUUUUGUGAUCUGUACUUAUUCAGUUUUCAUUUUAACCAAUUCCAAUUCAUCUACUUCAGAUUUGACAACUGGCUAGUAUCAAUACUUUUCAGAAAAUAAGACUUGUGACCCGAACUUGAGUAAAUCCACUAUGCUGAACGGGUUACGUAAUGGCAUUCAUACGUACGUAAUGCAAUCACGAUAUUCAAAGUGUUCAAGAAAGUUUAUGCAUCACAUGCUCCCAGGCACUUCC